This is a messenger RNA of Plectropomus leopardus (leopard coralgrouper), 3859 nucleotides long. It is a transcript of the gene niban2b, whose product is annotated as niban apoptosis regulator 2b. The record is from RefSeq and is a predicted model, not a curated record. NCBI's taxonomy places the organism in Eukaryota, Metazoa, Chordata, Actinopteri, Perciformes, Serranidae.
GUUUGUCUUUUGGUGAACUUUGCCUCUGCCUCUGCCUCCUCGGUCAAAGUAUUAGCUGCCGCUUCUCUGCUCUAAACUGCACUCAGUCCGGGUUAUGUUGGAGAGGUGAAAGACUUUCUACAGGACUCUACUUUACGGCCCAGCGGAUUUUCCUGCGUUUGUUCUAAAGACUAGUUGCAGACCAGUAAAACCAAUCUGGGACUCUGAGUUUUAUCCAGCAUGGGGGACGUGAUUUCCAGUCACCUGGAUGAAGCCAAACGGGAGAUUAUCACAGCUCGGACCCAGGAGGUGAUGGGCAAGUUUGGCGGUCUGUACGAGCAGCAGUAUGCAGUGGCUCUCUUUAACAAAGUUCGCUUUGACAUAGAAGGAGGAGGUGGCCCACAGCCCCAGCUACUGCACCGCAAGAUUCCUCUGGAGAACAAGUCCAUCUUCUCCGGCUCACUUUUUCAGUAUUUGGAGGAGAACAAGAAAUGGAGAAACCGCUUCCUCUUCGUCCCAGACUCUUACAACAUCAACUAUUACGACAGCAAAGCGUCCCAUGACAGACGUCUCCAUCCCAAAGGAACCAUCAACUGUGCCGGCUACAAAGUGCUGACAUCUAUGGAGCAAUAUCUGGAUCUGUUCAGCAACAGCCUGCCCGAUGUAAAAGCAAAAGUGGGAAGUUCCCCCUUCCUGAAGUGUGCCACCCAGUUCCCUCUGAUCCUCUGGCACCCUUACGCUCGCCACUACUACUUCUGCGCAGUGGCAGAGAACGAGCAGCAGAAGUGGCACGCCGUCCUCCAGGACUGUGUCCGACAUGCCAACGAUGGUUUGUCAGAGGAGGAUAAAGUCCAAACACCAGCCUUCACUGAUGCAGUGCGACUCUACCGCCAAGCUCAAGGGAACUACGGCACCUGGGAGAUGAUGUGUGGUGCACCAUCGCAGAUCCUGUCUAACCUGGUGAUGGAGCGCCUCCUCCCCGAGCUGCGGGAGCUCAUCUCGCCACGCCUUAAAGGCAAACUGCAUGAGAGGCAGAGGAACUGGAUGCUGAUCAGUGAUGCUGUGUACAGCCUGGUGCAGGGGCAGUGUCAGGCCCACUAUGAGGCGGUGCUGCAGAGGUGUGAGGCGUCCUGCUCCUCUCUGGAGGCCUCCAUACGCACUGACAUGGACCAGAUCAUCACCUCCAAAGAGCACGUCACCAACAAGAUCAGAGAGGUGGUUCUCCCUAAAGCGGAGAAACUGCUGAAGGUGAGUAUCCAGCCCUACAUCAGCUCCAUCCUGGACGCCCUGAUGGAGCCCACCAGUCGAGGCUUCUCUGAGGUCCGCGACGUAUUCUUCAGGGAGCUAGUGGACAUGAGCAAGAACACCCUCAAUGAGGGUACCAAGGAGACCAUUGCACAGCACAUGGAGAAGAUCUCCAUGCUGGCCUUCCAUCCGGUCAAGAUGCAGAGCUGCUAUGAGAAGAUGGAGCCGCUGAGUCUGGAGGGUCUGCAGCAGAGGUUUGACGUCUCCAGCCCCUCAGUGUUUGUCCAGAGGGCUCAGAUCCUCAUGAGAGAGCAAAUGGACCAUGCAGUGUACACAUUUGAGCAGAUCCUUCAUCAGAGUCUGGAGUCUCAGGGUACAGAGGAGCUCUGCAAGACCAUCCAGCGCUGCCAGGACCGAGUCAUUAAGAAAUUUGACUAUGACAGCAGCACAGUGAGGAAGCGUUUUUUCCGUGAGGCUCUCCUCCAGAUCUUCAUCCCCUACAUGCUGAAGCAGCUCAGCCCCUCCUGUGCCUCAGAGCUGCCGCGCUUCCAGGAGCUGAUCUUUGAGGACUUUUCCCGUUUCAUUCUGGUGGAGAACAUCUUUGAGGAGGUGGUGCUGCACUCGGUCAUGAAGGACAUCAUGAUGGCUGUGAAGGAGGCGGCAGUCCAGAGAAGACACAACCUGUACAGGGACAGCAUCGUCCUCAGCAACAGCGACCCCAGCCUGCACCUACUGGGAGAAAACCCCUCCAUCGACUGGGCCGGGGAGUACGGAGGAGCUCAGGAGGAGGCGGAUGGAGCAGGGGAGGACUCUGAGGGUGAUGCUCAGGGUGAAGGUGGAGACUCCCAGAAGAGGAGGAGGAUGAAGCAGGUAGUGUCUAUGAUCCAGGUGGAAGGCUCCCCAGUCCUGCCAAACGAGUCAUGUGUGGAGGUGCCCGGCGUAAAUGACAUCCCAGAGGAGGAAGGAGAGGAGGAGACAGAUGGAGAAUCUGAUGGUAAAUCUGACGAGAAUAAAUCUGUGAGUCCCAAAGCUUCAGAGAACCCUCUGGACAUGUCAAAUGGUUCAGUCUUGAAGGAAGAAGCCAAACCAGACAAGCAGGGGAAAGAAGAAGUCCCAUCUGAGGUUAAAUCUGCUCCAGAAAGUGCUCCAGCCGUAGAGGAGAAAGGUCCAGGAGGGGAUAGCAUGCCCGUGGUGGGGCAGCAACCACCCUCCAACCAGGAGGAGUUAGAGGAAGCACUGCCGCCACCACCACCGUCCGAGGAAAUCCCAUCUGAAGCUACAGAAGCGACUGCAGAGAACCUCCCAGACGCCACAUCUGACUUCCCUGCUCCUCCACAUGACGACAGCGGCUUCCAGUCUCCCAGCAGUGAAGGAGCGGAGGACGAGGAGGAGGAUGUGGCCCUCAGUACAGAGGCCCCACAGCCCUCAGAGGAGCACCUGGCCCCCAACACAGAGGCCGUUCAGCCCUCAGAGGACAAACCAGCCCGCAGCGCAGAGGCCCCACAGCCCUCAGAGGAGAACCUGGCCCCCAGCGCAGAGGCCCCACAGCCCUCAGAGGAGAACCUGGCCCCCAGCGCAGAGGCCCCACAGCCUUUAGAGGCGAACCCGGCCCCCAGCGCAGAGGCCCCACAGCCUUUAGAGGAGAACCCGGCCCCCAGCGCAGAGGCCACACAGCCCUCAGAGGAGAUCCCAGCGGCAACGGAGACCAAAACCAGUGACUCUAAGACCAGAGACCAGUGAUGUAACCAUUUUCUAAAUUGAUUUCUUCUGUUAUUGUUUUGUUUAUUUGACAAAGAUUGAAAGACUCUUCAUGCUGUUUUAACCACAUCCAUUUGCAGUUCUGCACCAUUUUCAGGCACAGCCAUCCCGUGCAGCAGAUAAUUUUCACCGAGCAGGGCUCAGGUGCCAUUGUCAUUUUGUCAAAUUUUGUUUUUCUGUAUCGUUUUCCCGACUUUGCAUCUGACAGAAAAUUCUCAGCAGACUCUGAGCUUUCAGUCCUCUUCAGUUCCACACAUUAGUUUCUCUUCACCUGGUAGAAAUGUGAGCACAGCGGGUGACCUCGAGUCCAUAAUGGUGUGUUACAAACAUGUGACAAGUUGUAAGAACACUGCAGUGGAGGAGGUGUCUUUGGUGAAAUGGAUUUAGUAGAAGUGCAUCUUGUUGAACUACUGUGUAACCUUCAGAAAUUAGAUUUUUUUUUCAGCAUUCAUUGGUGUACAUACAGUUAAUGGACACUCACUUAUUAGUUGACAGAAACUACUUUUCAAAAUGUGCAAAAAUCUUAAAAGUCUUUUUUCCCCACCAUUACAGUCCAUAUAUCGUCAGGAUGCACACACUGACAUCUGAAGACUUUAUUUUGUGUUAGUGGGAAUAACGCUAUUUAGAGUUUGUCCCUUAAUAAAGUAAGCUUUUGUAUAUUAUGUAUAAAUAGUUGUAUGGACUGGGGAGCUACCAAACUGUCAUUUUUACAAAAUUUUAUAUAAUUUCCUAAGUGCCUUACCUGAUCUGUCCACUCCCUAUUUUAUUUAUUAUUCAGCACCCCCUCUCUUUCUUGUCCUUUGUACUUUUAGAUUUCUUUUACUUGUGUGAUACAUAUGACUGUUAUUGAUAAUAAAUGAUUAUCAAUUAAAUAUUA